Molecule: messenger RNA, 1224 nt
Organism: Cooperia oncophora
Lineage: Eukaryota; Metazoa; Nematoda; Chromadorea; Rhabditida; Trichostrongylidae
Source: the annotation of a GenBank genome assembly
AUGCGACUGGUAUUGCUGAUUACUCUGAUAUGCUCAAGUGCUCUCGGUCUAGACAACGGCCUGGCCAGGACACCACCCAUGGGCUGGAUGUCAUGGACUCAGUUUCGUUGUCAAACCAACUGUGACAAGUAUCCUGAUGACUGUAUCAAUGAAAAACUUUAUCAGGAAAUGGCAGACAGAUUAGUUUCGGAUGGCUAUCGUGAUGCCGGAUAUAACCACAUUCACAUUGACGAUUGCUGGAUGGAACGGAAUCGUGAUGCUGAUGGGCGGCUUGUUGCUGAUAAAACGAGAUUCCCUUCAGGCAUUAAAGCACUUGCGAAAUACAUGCAUGACAGAAAUCUCUUUUUGGGUAUCUAUGAAGAUUGGGGUAACAAAACCUGUGCAGGAUAUCCUGGCAGUGAGGGUCACGUUCAGAUGGACGCACAGACGUUCGCCGACUGGGAAUGUGACUACCUGAAACUAGACGGUUGUCAUAUGAAGCAAUCGCAGCAAAGCAUUGGUUAUCCAGAAAUGGAAAAAGCUUUGAAUGCAACUGGCCGCCCAAUUAUGUAUUCAUGCGAAUGGCCGUACUAUUUAAUUGAUGAACAGAAGCAGAUCAACUAUACUGCAAUUGCACAAUCAUGUAAUCUCUGGCGGAAUUUCAAUGAUGUGUCCAACAACUGGGCAUCGAUUCUGAGCACCAUGCUUUUCUAUGAUCACUAUCAGGACGAGCUGAUUGAUGUGGCCGGACCAGGACAAUGGAACGAUCCUGACAUGCUCGUCAUUGGAAUGAAGAAUGGAUUAACAGCCGAUCAGGCGAAAGUUCAAAUGUCUGUAUGGGCAAUAUGGUCUGCCCCACUAAUUAUGUCGAACGAUCUUCGUGAUAUCGAUCCGAUAUUCAAAGAGAUUCUUCUGAAUCGCGACGUCAUUGCGAUAGAUCAGGAUCCUAUGGGAAAAAUGGGAAGAUUGAUGAUAUCAAACGACAACACAGCUAUAUACGUAAAGCCGGUACUGCCAAAAGAAGUCAGCGAUACCUCUUUUGCCAUAGCAGUUGUCAAUAAGCAUCUCUCCACUACCUAUACUAUCAAAUUCGCCUUGAACAAAGUUGGCAUGUAUCGUGAGAACGGCUACCAAAUCAAAGAUCUGUGGUCUGGAAAGGAUAUGGGAACCUUCAAGCCUACAGACACCCUAACCGUGCAAGUACCCCCUACUGGAGCGGCUAUGUUCAAAGCAACUAUUGUUUGA